Gracilinanus agilis (Agile Gracile Mouse Opossum) is the source of this 1590-nucleotide messenger RNA. Its product is annotated as endogenous retrovirus group K member 8 Gag polyprotein-like. The transcript is spliced from 2 exons. Bases 1 to 1590 code for a protein of 529 amino acids. The record is from RefSeq and is a predicted model, not a curated record. Gene Ontology annotation, biological process: viral process. Gene Ontology annotation, molecular function: structural molecule activity. NCBI's taxonomy places the organism in Eukaryota, Metazoa, Chordata, Mammalia, Didelphimorphia, Didelphidae.
AUGGGUCAGAAACUUUCUUCUCACACUAGUUACAUACGAUCGCUAAAAUCUUUAGUGCACAGGCAAGGAUACAGAGUACCAGAAGCUAAACUUCAGGCAUUGUUUAAGGUAAUUUUGAAAUGUGAUCCCAAGUUACUAGAAAUAGAAGUACUCAAUGUACAACAGUGGGACCAACUAGGACAGACUUUAAAGAAAGCGCAAGAAAAGGGACUUAAAGUUGCUUCAUCAGUAUGGUUAACUUGGAAGGUAGUUAGAACAGCUUUAGAGGCAGAAACCAUUCAAGAGUCAUUGUCCCAACCUGCCUCACUAUUAGACAUUCCCCCUAACCCUAGCUCUGUCUAUCUUGCUCCACCCAUCCCUCUAACUACUCCAUCUGCUGCACAGCCUUUGCAGACUUUCCCCCACUCUCAACCUCCCCCGCCUCUCAAACCUUCAAGGUCUGAUGGCAACAAUCAGGCUACCCCACCACUUUCACUUCCCAUUCUUCCUCCUCCUUUUGAGGACGUGGGAGAUUCCCCCAUCCCAGAGGAUAAUCCUCUCACAGAUGUGCUUGAGAUUCCUCCUGAUCCCUUACCUCACCCUGUCAACUCUGACAGAACUAAAUCCUACCCCACCCAAACUACAACUUCUCGCCCACCCCCACCCCAACCUCCACCUAGAACUCGUAGGAUUGUGACAGUCAAACAGGCAAUAGCCAGCGCACCGAUUGAAGACGCGGUGGACGUUUUGGCUUGCCCAGUUUUGUUGAGAGAAAACCCUGACAAUCAGGAUGAAGUACUAGCAGAGCACAAAAUAUUUGAUUUUAAAACACUCAAAACUCUCCGAGAUAGCGUGGUACAAAAUGGGAAUACAGCUCCCUUUACCUUGGCACUAAUUAAAAAUAUCAGCCAACAAUUACUUACACCAGAAGACUGGUAUACUUUAGCUCGAUCCACGCUUAAUGGUGGCGAUUAUUUGAAUUGGAGACUAUAUUUUCAGGAUCUAUCUAAGGAACAGGCGAAAGCCAAUGAAAGAGCAGGGAUUGAUAUCUCAUAUGAACAAUUAAUAGGAGAAGGUGAAUUUCACACCCUCCGUAUGCAAUUGGCAUAUACAGAGCAAGCCUACAAUCAGAUCUCCGUAGCAGCAGAAAGAGCAUGGCAAUCCUUACCAGCAAAGGAUAAUGCGCCGAGUUCAUUGGCAGAAAUUAAACAAAGGCCAACAGAACAUUUUUCAGAUUUUAUUGACAGAUUAUCUACUGCUAUAAAAAGACGGGUUUCAGACCCAGAGUCAGGAGAAAUACUUCUAAAAGAUCUUGCAUACGCAAAUGCUAAUGCAGACGCUAAAAAGGCUAUGGCACCCUUUAAAUCUACAGGCACGGUGUCAGACUUCCUGAGAGUCUGCCAGGACAUAGGCACGAUAGAACAUAAAAAUUUAAUGGCAGCACAAAUGAACCAAAUUAAAGGCCCUUGCUUCGCAUGUGGCCGUUCAGGGCAUCUUCAAAGACAUGUCUGUAAUAUCGACAAAACAUUGGCCUGCGUCUUGGGAAACCAUUGCACCCCAACACCAGGUUAUUGGUAUCGGGGUACCCAAGAAAACUCGACAGUCUGCUAA